ACUAUGCUGAGUGUGAAAGCUUCUGUGCUUCUAAGUGUUUGCUGCAUAGCUAGUGCUCAGUUGUAUGAAUUGAAUAUAGUGCAUUAUAACGAUUUCCAUGCUAGAUUUGUAGAAACAAGUCUAUCUGCAUCAGCAUGCAACCCACAAGUUGCCCCUUGCAUAGGCGGAUUCGCCCGUACCGCUACUCUUAUUAGACAGGCUUUAGAAAGAGAACCAGAUUCCAUAGUGUUGAAUGGUGGUGACAGUUUUCAAGGCACUAUAUGGUACAACCUGCUUAAAUGGAAUGUCACCCAGGAGUUUAUGAAUAUGAUACCCCAUGAUGCUCACGUACUAGGAAAUCAUGAGUUUGAUAAUGGUAUAGAAGGUGUUGUACCAUACCUUCGACACCUAAAUUCUACAGUAGUUGUUGCUAAUAUAAUCGAUGAUGAAGAACCAGAUAUCCAAGGCUUGUAUCAACCAAGUGUCGUAGUAGAGAGGAAGGGUCGCAAGAUUGGUAUUAUUGGAGUCAUUAUAUCUACUACAAAUGAAUUGGCAUCUAUUGGGAAUCUGUCUUUUACUGAUGAAAUAGAGGCGGCCAGAAGGGAAGCUGAAAAAUUGCAUGAAGAGGGCGUGGACAUAAUCGUCGUUCUAUCUCACUGUGGACUUGAAAAAGACCAAGAAAUCGCACUGAAAGCCAGUCCGUACAUAGACAUAGUAGUUGGAGCACAUAGUCACUCAUUGCUAAUAAAUACGGAGCCACCAGCGGGUAUUCCGUUUGUACCUCAGGGACCCUACCCAAUUGUGGUUGAACAAGAGAAUAGAUCUGUGCUCGUAGUCCAAGCUGCAGCCCGUACGGCGUUUGUAGGAGAAAUCAAGCUUUACUUCAACGAGCAAGGGGAUCUUGUGAAUUGGAGUGGCGAACCUCAUUUUGCAGGCAAUGACGUUGAGCAAGCACCCGACGUAUUGGCAAAGAUCAAUGAAUAUCUUCCAAUCAUAAACGAGAAAGCCUCAGAGUUUGUGGGCACUUCUAAAGUGCAACUAUCUUCAAGCUGCUCCUGCGCCGAAUGUAACCUUGGGAGUUUCAUAUGCGAUGCAUUUAUGAAUGCUGCAAUAGAAAAAGCGCAGGGAAAUCAAUGGAAUUACGCACAUUUGUGCUUAAUUAACACGGGAGGCGUGAGAGUUGACAUCGACGCAGGAAAUAUAACAUUUGAAAAACUACUAUCAACCACACCAUUUGAAAAAAGAGUGGAAGUAUUUGACUUAAAAGGACAGCAUGUGCUGGAAGCUUUGGAGUUCGCUGUGGCAAACGAUCCUUCACCAGGCGCAAGGAUGUUACAAAUAUCUGGGCUACGAGUAGUAUUUGAUGGUCUACGGCCGGUGAACAGUAGGAUCAUUAACGCGACCGUCCGGUGCAAUGACUGCGAUGUACCUCGGUAUGAGCCUUUAGACGUCUACAAGACAUACAAGGUCGUCACACAAAGUUUUAUUGGUGAAGGCGGCGAUGGGUUCUGGAUGAUAGCCAAUAACCGUAAAAACGUGGAGAUUCUUGGACUGGACUACGAAGUGCUAAUGGAUUAUGUGCGGCAACAGUCUCCAAUCGUCAAGGACCUGGAUGGACGGAUCGUGAUCUCAAAUCCUUGUUUACAAAAUUAG
Pararge aegeria (speckled wood butterfly) is the source of this 1632-nucleotide messenger RNA. RefSeq names its product apyrase-like. Gene Ontology annotation, biological process: AMP catabolic process. Gene Ontology annotation, cellular component: plasma membrane. The transcript has 11 exons. The record is from RefSeq and is a predicted model, not a curated record. The coding region runs from base 4 to 1632 and encodes 542 amino acids. NCBI's taxonomy places the organism in Eukaryota, Metazoa, Arthropoda, Insecta, Lepidoptera, Nymphalidae. Gene Ontology annotation, molecular function: 5'-nucleotidase activity; metal ion binding; nucleotide binding.